UUUUCAAAAGACCCUUCCCACCUGCUAAAGGCCCAAUCUGUCAAACUCCACCCCACUCUCACGGACAUCCACACCCACAGUUUGUAACUGUGUCUAAAUCCCAGCCUGAUGACAUCAUCAGGGUUAUUAACUGUACACAGAGCCAAAAGUGACAAUACAGCUAUUGUCACAGGCUGAAUAGCGACUCCUUAUGAUGAGAAAACUGACCCUUUGUGUAAACGUGUGUCCCUUUAAAAAGCCUACGUUUAGGAGCCUGAAUCAUAUGUUUGAUGUAGCCUACAUACUGUAAGAACUCCCCUCCCUUUCAGUAUAAAUAGUAUAACACCUGUGUUUAAGUGGGCUCGCCCUGUAGUUUUUUCCCAAAACAACCCCCCUUAAGAUAAACAGACUGGGAUGCUCUAUUUUCUUCAGCUAGAGCUAUUAUAGCAUGAUAUGUUCAUUCUAAGCAACUGCCUCAUUGCACUGCUAUUGCAAAACCAAAGACCAUCCCACCGGCAUGACUGUGUCACUCAAAGCAGUGCUGGAGCAAUGGGAAUUUUUGCGGGCUAAAGUCAUGUCAUCUGAGACAUUUAAUUGGGCCCAGGCCGCCACAGGGGGACAGCGGACGGCAUUCCUCCACUGCCUGUGCCCUGUUGUGUUGCUCUUUGCCGCAUGGCUGCAGUCUGUGGAUAACAUGUCCAUGCCCACGCAAACUUGAGUUGCUGGAGUCCCUCUGACUGACACCAGAGCAGUGCAGGCCUUGACUAUGGUGGAAAACUUCUGAAUUCAAAAUAAUAGUUGGAGUCUCAAGAGGGAAGUGGCGUCAACUCUUGGAGAGGUACUUGUGCCAUAUCUGCUGAAUUUGCGCAGGGGUGCAGCAGCUGAGAGACGACCUGUACUUCUUCUGAAGAGACCUCAGCAGGGGUCCGACGGGGAAGAGAUCACUAUUGAGGACAUUCACUGCUUUAAACUUUAUUAUACGAAAUUUCCAGGGUCGGGUUUGUGCUGCUUCAGCUCUGUUUUGUGCCUGUGGCCUCGUGAAGGGAUAAAUGAUCACCUCAACCAGAAGAGUGUCUCCCGACAAAUCUGAAGUUAGAAUCGCCUUCAGCCUCGACGACACAUCAGAUGUAAAAGAUGCGGAGGACCUCCCUCAGACUUUCCCAGAUCUUGAACAGCGAUUACAGCCAGUGCCCCCUUGUGUGUCUCUGAGAGAGAGUGUUCAGGUGUACAAGGAACACUGCAGGAUGGCGAGAGAGUUCAACCAGGUCAAACAUGAGAUUGCCGUGCUUGAGGAUCGCAAGCGUAAGUUGCUGGCAGAGUUGGUAGAGGAUGAGAAGGUUGCCAUUGAGAUCGUCCGUCUUGAGGAGGAGUUUCUGCGCCUAACAGAGGAGAACCGCACCUUGGUGACUGUCCACAAUGAGCGCGCUCAGCAGCUGGAGAGCCUCUGCUUGACCAAUCGAACGAGGCAGGACUCCUCGUCGUGACCCCUGACAUCCGCCGAACCUGAGACCCCAAAC
Molecule: messenger RNA, 1496 nt
Organism: Micropterus salmoides (largemouth bass)
Lineage: Eukaryota; Metazoa; Chordata; Actinopteri; Centrarchiformes; Centrarchidae
Gene: map3k7cl
Product: map3k7 C-terminal like
Exons: 5
Coding region: 1029-1463 (144 amino acids)
Cellular component (GO): nucleus; cytosol
Source: RefSeq, a predicted model, not a curated record